UUUGGUUGUGUGAAACACUUCUUUGGGCCUCAUAAACAACCACAGAACCACAAGUUGGGUACAGAGGCAGUCACACAAGAGCGGGUCCGGGAUAUUGGUCAGCAGGCAGGGCAAAUCGCUUUGACUGCAAACCACAGAGUUUCGUAGAGUGGUAGAAGAAAUCAUAUAUUCCUUCACUGUAAAGAGAAAGUGAGUUUUAAAGAGGAAACAAUGGCUUCAAACAGCGUAUUUGAUUCACUUCCUUCUUACCAGCACUUCUUGAGAGAUACCAGCACCAGCCGCCGCUUCACGCCGCCCUCCACCGCGCUGAGCCCGGGGAAGAUGAGCGAGCCGCUGCCGCUGCCCGGCGCCGAGCACAGCGGAGCGCUGGCGGGGAAGCUGCGCGCCGCCGACCGCAGCAUGGUGGAGGUCCUGGCGGACCACCCCGGGGAGCUGGUGCGCACCGACAGCCCCAACUUCCUCUGCUCCGUGCUGCCCACCCACUGGCGCUGCAACAAGACGCUGCCCAUCGCCUUCAAGGUGGUGGCCUUGGGAGAUGUACCCGAUGGGACGCUGGUCACGGUGAUGGCUGGAAACGAUGAGAACUACUCUGCAGAACUCAGAAAUGCAACGGCUGCCAUGAAAAACCAAGUGGCGAGGUUCAACGACCUCAGAUUUGUGGGUAGAAGUGGAAGAGGGAAAAGCUUCACACUGACUAUCACAGUCUUCACGAACCCACCACAAGUAGCCACGUACCACAGAGCCAUCAAGAUAACAGUGGAUGGACCUCGCGAACCCAGAAGACAUCGUCAGAAACUAGAUGAGCAGACAAAGCCCGGGAGCUUGUCCUUUUCAGAGCGCCUGAGUGAACUGGAGCAGUUGCGUCGUACGGCCAUGAGGGUCAGCCCACACCACCCAGCCCCCACACCCAACCCACGAGCCUCCUUGAACCACACCACUGCUUUUAACCCUCAGCCUCAGAGUCAGAUUCAGGACACGAGGCAAGUGCAGCCGUCCCCGCCGUGGUCCUACGACCAGUCCUACCAGUACCUGGGCUCCAUCGCGACCCCCUCAGUGCACCCUGCCACGCCGAUAUCGCCUGGCAGGGCCAGCGGCAUGACGUCCCUCACCGCAGAGCUUUCCAGCCGCCUCUCAGGUGCUUCUGACUUGACGGCAUUCAGUGACCCCAGAGUGGGGAUCGACCGUUCCUUCUCCGCGCUCCCUUCCAUUUCUGAUCCUCGGAUGCACUACCCAGGAGCGUUCACCUACACGCCAACACCCGUCAGUUCGGGGAUAGGGAUCGGUAUGUCUGCUAUGUCCACGGCCACCAGAUACCACACUUACCUCCCACCUCCAUACCCCGGCUCCUCUCAGGCCCAAGGCAGCCCAUUUCAGACCAGCUCACCUUCGUACCACCUCUACUACGGAGCCUCUGCCGGAUCCUAUCAGUUCUCCAUGAUCUCAGGAGGAGACCGGUCCCCCCCGCGCAUCCACCCCCCUUGCACCAAUGCUUCCACAGGAUCGACACUCCUCAACCCCAACCUUCCCAACCAAAGCGAUGUGGUUGAGGCAGAAGGGAGCCACAGCAACUCCCCAACCAACAUGGGUACCACUGCAAGGCUAGAGGAAGCGGUUUGGAGGCCAUACUGAAUGCAUUUUAAGUAGUCGUGGGCCAGGACUAACGUGCUUUCGAUUUACCGAUGCCUGUAGGUAUCCCAUAAACACCUGUCUUGCUUGUGGGCCCUGCCAUGUUCAUACAUCACUUCCAGAAGCAAACUCUCCAGAAGUCAGCGGUCCCAGGAGCAGUGGCACGUGUUGGGCCAGCUGUGGGGCUGAUGAAGUGAUGCCACGCCAGCAAGGUACCCCCCGGGGGGCUGAGCUUCUGGAAAGAAGGACAUUCAGGUUGGUGGCCUGUAGGUAGUGAGGGUGGGUAGGAAGAUAUCCAGGCUGUUUCCAGGCCUGUGGCUUUCAAACAUGCCCAGGUUUGAAGGUCUCCACAGCCCUAAAGAGAGUUUCAGUUCACUUCUGUUUUUAAGACUUAAGACCUAACAGAAACUUAAUGAGUUUACUGCAUCUUAUGGACAUAUUAACUAUAAGGAAGUAUAGGAAGAUUCCCAGAGGGAAACUGUGAACGCUUCUGUUUUAGCAAUGCUGUGAAUGAGAGGUUUUAUAUGUUGGACUUCAGUCUUUCCUUUUUGUUUUUUUUUAACCAUGUUGUAUAUUCCAAAGAAUAUGGAAUGUUUUAUUGCUGGGGUUUUUUUUUUUUGGUUUGGGUUUGUUUAUUUUUUUAAAGGAUGCAACUCAUCCUGCUUUGCAUCUAAUUUGUUUAAUUUCUCUUGGCACCUUAUAAAUCGCAAAACAAAAGAGAUUUUACUUUUUGACGUUGUUUUAAUCACGCUUGCUUCUUUCUUGCUUUGUCAACUGAAAGAAUCAGCCCCUUUUUCAAUGAGUUAAUUUAACUUUUUUUCUCUUGGACUUUUUUUUAAUACAACGGCUACAGCCUUGGGUCAUUUUCAACUACUGUACUACUUUGAUGAGUUCAUUGAUAUUUAUGCUUGAUAUUUAGACUUUUCUUAUUUGUUGAUACUAUUAUUAUUUAAAUAUGCCUAUAUUAAAAAGAUCAGCAAUUGCCUUUUUUGGUAGCAGCCAAAGUCAAAUUUAUCACAUUGAAAAAGGCUGGAAUAACGAUGGGUAAAGUGACUUCCUAAUUACCUAGAAAUAUUGUUUACAAUUAUCUCCCUUUCAUUUUACUCAGCUAAGUGAGUCCAGAGUCUCAGAGCUGUUUAGAUGCCCCACUCCCGCUGAAACAAUUGAGGCGUCAGAGUCCCCAUGAAGGCAGUGUGCCUUCCUCCUCAGUGGAAUUGUCUCUCCGCACCCCUUCCUCAUUUUUCCUUCAUCACCAGUGGUGACACUCAGGAUCAGUACUCAGGAGGUACCUAUAUCAUAAGGCAGACUUUUAUACUCCCUCAACUACAUGAGUCCCCAUACAGCCCUGUUCUGUGCUGAGCUUCCCUCGGCUUCCUAAACAACUCUGCUAGAGGCCUCAUAGUCUUUCAAAUCAAAAGCCAACACAUAGUUAGCAUGGCAGGAGUGAAGUGAAGAAGACUCUGAUAGAGUCAGUGUGAGACUUGCUCCCAGCUCAACGGAGCCAAGAUUUCUGUGCAGUACAAGAGCCAUGUUCCAGUGUACUGGAAAACAGAUCAAUUCAUGCAUCACAAAAUAACUCAGACUGAACAGAGUCAAGUUCAUCUGGAAAGCAGGCCAGAAAAGAAGGGGCCUUAAUGGUUCUUCCAUCACCGUAUCUUGAGGGAAGAGGAAGGAGAUUUAAAACCCAUGCGCAAACUAUUUGGUCCUGUAGCAAAUAUGCACAGCCUGUACUAGGAGCAUGUUAAUACAGAGUUGUCAUCAUUGCCCAUCGUUACAGCACAAACAUAUCAGAUGUCACUGUAAAGUUUAUGGCACUAUUUUAUUUGAGGGUUUGGUCUGAACGCAGCUGUUGUACUACUCAUUAAUUACAGACUGCUGAUGUUGACAAGUGUGCGUUCCAAAUGAUCCGAUUAUUAUUUAAUGUACGUCUUAAAUGAGUGAAACAAUUGCAGGUCAACUCAGAGAGUAUUUGAAAGCAGGACUUCAGAUCAGUGUUUGAUGUUUAAAAAAAAAAAUUAAAAGGAUUCAAAUUAAAAAGAUCCUUGGCUGCAGGCAGCAGAACAGCUGGACUUAUUUAAAACCAUUUGUUUUUCAAGUUUUCUUUUUUUUAUAUAUGAUUUUGCUUCUUUGUUUAAGUCAGAUGCAGUAGCACUUUGGUAUUGAAAAGUUACAAAUUGAAGAACUUGCAUUGUCGACAAGGUCAUUUUUGUGCAGAAAAAAGGGAGUGUUUCAAGAGAUCUCAGCAAAAGUUCAAAAUGGUUCUGCCAAAAUACAUACAUGGCCUCGUGCUUUUAUUUAGCAUAAUAUAAUUUAUCAUUUUCUAGAGUUUGCUCUGAUCAAAAAAGGCAGAAAGCAUCAAAACCAAUAUUAGAACACUUAAAAAUGCAUUUUGGAAGUACGGAGACCUUGCUGAAUAUGGAAAUAGAGAGACCCUACCUGCUGUGGCAUUUUACAUAGUUGGAAUCUCACCUCAUCAGUAGCCUAAAAAAAGUCCUUCCUCACUUAACAGUAGCUCUGUUGCAGAAUCCGUUUUACGCCUUCUCUGUCACCAUGCAGUUUAAAUCCCCACUGAGCACAGCUUUCACGUCUGCCUUGUGACUGGACCACCCAAGUGCGUAGUACUGCGAGCGGGAACCCGAAGGUGAGGGCGAGGAACUGCAGAGGAGCCGCAGGCCUCCCCACAGGGCACAGCUGCCGGUGGCCGGGUGACUCCAGCCCAGUGGCAGAGGUGAGGCUUCUGUGGUCAGGACUCUCCCAUGUCAGUCUCUCCCCACAGCCACCACUGCUCUCCGCCAAAGAUUUUGCCUGUUUAAGCCCAUAGUGUUGUACUAUCCCCUCCUGAAACUAAGGCAUCAGGGAGGGGAAGGCCGCAUCUGCCAGCCCAGCAGUCAGGCCUAAUGUUUAACAUCUCUUAUGGUUAUACAUCUACUUUCUUCAUACCUGCCCUGAAGUGGAAGUUUAAUUUUACGCUCCCUGGUGUGAACAGUUGGAGAAAGUGUGGAGCUGGUCACAGCACCAACCCCUUUUCUGAAACACAACCAAAACAUGGGAAUUCCCACCUCCUCACCCGCGAUCACUGCCAGCAACUCCUGAGUCUAUACCUCUCUGUGCACGUCAAACACAGAACAAUGCAGUGCCCCGCUUACAGAGGAAAAUCUAAGUUUAUUAUCCCCUGCAAUUAGUCUGUUUAAUCACCGUGGGCUACAGUGUAUUCACACAAGUGCUUAUGAGACACCACAGUUUACUCAAAUCUCUAUUUUUGUAGCCAUCCCCUGUCCCGCUCAGGACAGCAAAGAUCUCUGAGGCUGUAAAGAUGCUCUUGUGUCAUUCCUCUCAUAUCUAAACAGCACUUGGCAGGCAGAAAGAGGACAGUUAGGUAAAACACUUCCCCCAUUCACAUGCCUCCAAAUUAUAGUGUAUGAGUAUAUAUUUUUAUAUGUAAUAUAUAUAUAUUUAUAUAGUUUUAUCAUCCCAGUUGCUGAAUGGAAUAGCACGGUUGUGCUUCCCUUUGCAAGUCGCAGUCAGCAGAGUGCCUUAGGCUCCUUUCCCUACCGACAUGCAGUUAGUGGCAGUCCCUACUAUCAACUUGUGUGUUCCUCUCACAAGACACAGCUUGUUGUCCAGAGGCAGCCUCGUCGAGCAAUUCCAAAGUAAACAUAGGGCCGAACUCCUGUUUGCAUUAAGACCCCUUACUUUGCUCUCAGCAAUUCUGCUCACUUCCAGAGUUCUCGUUUGGCUUCCAGAGCAAAGUCAAGGAGCUUUAGUGCAAGAGGAGGCAGACACAGGGAGCGUUGCCGCUACUAAGGAUUUUACUUGCAGAAUUAUGCCAAAUAAACUUCUGGAAAGGAGAAAAACGGUUUCCUCCAAAUGGCCCACAGUCUUUGUCAGAGUGUUCCGAAUUGCCUGCGCUCUUGAAACAUUCGUUACUGCUUUCUGGAUGACCUUCUCCAUUUGUGUAUUUGAAGAUUCAGGAUAAAUGGAUCAUUUUCGAUUUGGGCAGAACACUUUCUUGCUUUCCUGCAUUGUUAACAUUCUCAUAUUUUAUUUUUGUUAACCUUGCUUGGUCAGUACUGAUCACUUGGCAUUUUUCUCCUUGUCCUAAGAGGGUUGCAUCGACAGAGUUACUUGUAUUUAUGUAUGUAAAUAGAUUUCAAAAGCUUCAUAGCGAAAUAUUUAGUGCUUGUAAUUACUCCGCUUUUUAUUUUCAUUUUUUCUGUGUUUUUAAUGAACUUACCUUUGUUUGCUUAAAUACUGUAGUGAGACUUAUUUCUUUCCAAAUUAGUUAUUUUAGGCUUCGAGAUUAACUACAUUUUAUUCACUUUUGUAAACAGUUAUAGCAUGGUCUCUAUUCAACACUCUUCACUUUUUUUGUGGUAGGGGAGAAAUGAAUGUGCAAAAAUCUGUGGGCUAUUUGUGGUAUCCUGGGUAUGACAGUUACACACUUUCUUUCAAACAAAAACCAAACUUUCAGUCUGAGGGGGCGGCAUGGCAAGUCAGAGGGGAGGACACAGUGGGAGACGCACUCCUAUCAGGACGGCAUCAAAGCAUGUUCAUUCGGCAUUUACUGGAUCUGUUUACAAACCAGAUGCGACAGCAUACUGGAACAGUCACAUUUUCCUUUGACACUGUCAUGCUGAACAUUUCCAGAAGGGGAAACUACCAGGUUCUGGAAGUUUGCUUUUUUGUUUUUGAUCACAGGGGAUUUUUCUUCAGGGGGUAGGAAGUGGGGGGCUGCUGUUUUUUGGAGUCAGAUAGGAAAAGAGAAUAGAGUAGAUUUUUCCCCUGCUACAGAAAGUUUCUAGAUACCACAUCAGAGUAGACUCUUGCUGUACAUACGGAUGGCUGUGUCCAGUGCCACGGGAAAACUCAUUACAACUAGCACGCAGAGCAGCUGGACUGCUGCGUUAGUUCUAAUGAAGACUUUCUUUCUUUCUUUGUACCACAGUUUCCUCUGUAAAUUCAAUAUCAUAAUUAGUGUGAAUGACAAAUAAAACGUUUGACAAGUA
Messenger RNA from Numida meleagris (helmeted guineafowl), 6632 nucleotides. It is a transcript of the gene RUNX1, whose product is annotated as runt related transcription factor 1. The transcript is spliced from 8 exons. Bases 211 to 1629 code for a protein of 472 amino acids. The record is from RefSeq and is a predicted model, not a curated record. Gene Ontology annotation, biological process: hemopoiesis; neuron differentiation; regulation of cell differentiation. NCBI's taxonomy places the organism in Eukaryota, Metazoa, Chordata, Aves, Galliformes, Numididae. Gene Ontology annotation, molecular function: ATP binding; RNA polymerase II cis-regulatory region sequence-specific DNA binding; DNA-binding transcription factor activity, RNA polymerase II-specific. Gene Ontology annotation, cellular component: nucleus.